AAUCCUAGCAAGAUGGCGGCGCCCAGGGCGUCCCUGCGGCUAGUGGCCCCGGUAUGGAACAGGGGUACCAGCGGCAUCCGUGGCCUGAGCCAGGCAGUGGACCCGGAGGGCAGUCAGAGGAAGGGGAGGACGCUACUCCGGUUCCUGACUGACCGCUUCUAUGACGUGGAGGCUGUGAGGGAGUACCUUCUCCGGAAGCAGGUGUUGAGGGUGCAAAAGAAAAAUCGGUCCUUCACCUACAUCGAGGAGCGAUACGGCCCCUACGUCGCAGGGGCCUAUUUCGUCUUGAAGCAAGGAGGCGCAGUCAAGUUUCGGGACAGGGAGUGGAUGCGGGCAAAUGAGCAGGGCCUUUCCUCUCUUGAGUUCCGGAAGCUCCAGGAGGUGCCCGUGGAGGCUGUGGAUGCCAGUGGUUGUGCCAUCAACUACCAAGGCCUGGACAACCUCUUGGCCCUGAAGGAGCUCCAGUCCCUAUCGCUGCGGUGCUGUCCCCACAUGGAUGACUGGUGUCUUGGCCGUCUCUACCACCUAGCUGACUCGCUGCAGGAGCUCUCGCUGGCCGGCUGCCCCCGCAUCUCUGAACGGGGCCUCGCCUGCCUCCACCACCUCCAGAACCUCCGCAGGCUGGAUAUCUCCGACCUUCCUGCCGUGUCCAACCCGGGCCUCACUCAGAUCUUGGUGGAGGAGAUGCUGCCCCACUGUGAGGUUCUGGGGGCUGACUGGGCCCAGGGCCCCAAGGUGGGGCCAGAGGAGCAGUCCCCGGAUGCAGCCGGCAGCCCCAUCCCCGCCUAGCCUUCGGCCCCUCCCCAUCAAGCAGGGUCUCGGCCAGGCUGUGCUGAGCGCCCAACAGCUCAUCCUUCUGGCCCCGCUGGGCUCACUCAACUCUUGGGGGGUCGGGCUGGGCUGAGGGAAGGAGAGCCUGAGCUUGGGACAUUUGUUCUCCGCUGCCGGGGUACUCGCUGGCUGUACCCAGCCUGAAGCUCCCAGCUCCUCAGCUUGUCAGGUAGCCCUCUUCACAUGCUUCUCUCCUUCCCAGUUUCGGGAGCCCCCUUCUCCAGCCUGGGGGAGGUAAGGGCCCUGGCUGCAAGUAGCCCCGGGGAGCUGCACUCUCCCUUGUGAUUGCCCCGCACCGAGCCCACUUCUCUGGCAAGAGACUUCUCUUGACUUGUUAGAAGUCGGAUUAUCCCACUUGCAUGUGCUCCUGUUUCCUGCCAGGGAGCACUACUGGCAUUCUACAGGGCUAGUUCUUCCCUGUGUGGGACGACUCGGCUCACUGCAGGCUGCAAUAUCCCUGGUCCAUACCCACUACCCGCGGGGAGUCCCACAGCGUUCCCCUUAUUGAGUUACUGACGCUCAGCUCCAAAUUCAACGUUGUUUGCUCUGAAAAUUGAUCUGGGCCUUUGAAGUAUUCUUUGCUAACUGGCCUGAUAAGGGUUGCCAGUAGAGGGCAGCCGAGAGAUGUUCCUCAAGGGAGGAAAGGCUUUUGCUUUCUGGCUCAGCUCAAAGGUGCUUGCUCAGCUGCCGUGCAGCGCAUGGUGGUGCAGGGCUCCCCGUAUCUGCUGAGGUGAAUCAGGUGGUCAGCAGCUUCCCCUGGCGCCCUCCACCCGCCCCCACCCCCCCGCAGAAGACAGCCUCCACUGAGGUGUCUCUCGGUGAAUGCCCCUCCACCAUACCCCUGAAGGUGGAUUUCCAGUAACUCCCAGGGCCCCUUACCAAUGAAUCCCCUCCUUACUUCACUUUGCUGUUAUAGUCAUUGAUUCUCUAUAUUAAACUUUCC
Molecule: messenger RNA, 1774 nt
Organism: Budorcas taxicolor (takin)
Lineage: Eukaryota; Metazoa; Chordata; Mammalia; Artiodactyla; Bovidae
Gene: DMAC2
Product: distal membrane arm assembly component 2
Exons: 6
Coding region: 13-789 (258 amino acids)
Source: RefSeq, a predicted model, not a curated record